ACCCGGCCGUCGCUCCUCCCUCCUCCCGGCUCUGAGUAAUUGACGCACCGCUGCGUUCAACACUUCAGCCCACCAGCUGCUCCUGCCGCUGCUGCUGCUGAAGCUGAGACGGAUUCUCCAUGUAUGGAUGCGCCAAGGAAAGGGAUGUUGUAGGCUGACCAAAGACAGAGAGAAAGAGGAACAAACACACAGGCUGCUGAGAUUCACCAACGAGGCACCGGAGGAUCCGGGCGCUGCUUUGAAUGGGCAGAGGAUUCACCCUCUGCGGUCGUCGAGUCUGAGCUGCUGAGGUACCAGGUGUGUGUCUGUGUAGCCGCGCAGAUCGUCAGCUCUCCUGCUCUCUCACACCUCCUCCUGCAACAUGGCGGCGGCUUCAGUGAAAGUGGCCGUGAGGGUCCGACCCUUCAACUCCAGAGAGACUGGGAAAGACAGCAAAUGCAUCAUUCAGAUGUCAGGAAACACCACAACGAUCCUGAACCCAAAACAGCCAAAAGAAAACAAGAGUUUCAACUUUGACUAUUCCUACUGGUCACACACCACGCCUGAGGACAUCAACUAUGCGUCCCAGAUGCAGGUGUAUAAGGACAUCGGAGAGGAGAUGUUGCUUCAUGCCUUUGAAGGCUACAACGUGUGCAUAUUUGCAUACGGCCAGACAGGGGCAGGCAAAAGCUACACCAUGAUGGGACGACCAUCAGAGAAGGACCAGCAGGGGAUUAUACCUCUGCUAUGUGAGGACCUUUUCACAAAGAUCAAUGACAGCAAUAACGACAACAGCAUGUCUUACUCUGUGGAGGUGAGUUACAUGGAGAUCUACUGCGAGCGUGUGCGUGACCUGCUGAAUCCCAAGAACAAAGGGAACCUGCGUGUCAGAGAGCACCCUCUGAUGGGACCCUACGUUGAAGAUCUGUCCAAACUAGCCGUCACCUCUUACAACGACAUCCAGGACCUGAUGGACUCUGGAAACAAGGCCAGGACUGUGGCUGCUACAAACAUGAACGAGACCAGCAGCCGCUCCCACGCCGUCUUCAACAUUAUCUUCACACAGAAGAAACACGACAUGGAGUCGGAAAACACGUCAGAAAAGGUCAGCAAGAUCAGCCUGGUGGACCUGGCUGGCAGCGAGAGAGCCGACUCAACCGGAGCUAAAGGAACCAGACUGAAGGAAGGAGCAAACAUCAACAAAUCUCUGACUACACUGGGGAAAGUUAUUUCUGCUCUGGCGGAACUGGACUCCGUACCAAACAAGAACAAGAAAAAGAAGAAGGUGGAGAGUUUUAUUCCUUACAGAGAUUCAGUUCUGACUUGGCUGCUGAGGGAGAACUUGGGAGGAAACUCCCGUACAGCCAUGGUGGCUGCCCUCAGCCCCGCUGAUAUUAACUAUGAUGAGACCCUUAGUACCCUCCGGUACGCUGACCGUGCCAAACAGAUCCGCUGUAACGCCGUGAUCAACGAGGACCCCAACAACCGCCUGGUGCGAGAGCUGAAGGAGGAGGUGGCUCGCCUCAGAGACCUGCUGUAUGCUCAGGGUCUGGGAGACAUCAUCGAGACGUAUCGCUGCACAGGCCCUGCCAUCGCUGGUUUGAAAUACCUGUGCGAUUAUAAGAACUUUGUGAAUAAUCGCCAGGCUGUCAAUCAAAGGGGUGAUCUUUCCGCAGUGUCCAAUGCCAUGACAGGAAUGAGUCCCUCCCCCUCGCUCUCGGCCCUGUCCAGUCGCGCCGGAUCCAUCACCAAUAUCCACGACCGCAUCUUCAGCCCGGCCAGCGAAGAAGCCAUCGAGAGGCUCAAGGAAACAGAGAAAAUCAUUGCAGAGCUCAAUGAGACAUGGGAAGAGAAGCUCCGACGUACUGAGGCCAUCCGCAUGGAGAGAGAGGCCCUGCUGGCUGAGAUGGGUGUUGCUAUGAGAGAAGACGGAGGCACUGUGGGCGUCUUUUCCCCGAAAAAGACGCCUCAUCUGGUGAAUCUGAACGAAGAUCCGCUGAUGUCCGAGUGUCUGCUGUAUUACAUCAAAGACGGCAUCACCAAGGUUGGCCGUGAAAAUGCAAAGACUCGCCAAGACAUUGUUCUCAGCGGACAUUUUAUCAAAGAUGAGCACUGCACCUUCAGCAGCACCACAGGUCCUCAAGGAGAAGGAUGUGUCGUCCUGGAGCCAUGUGAGGGGUCAGAGACGUACGUCAACGGGAAGAGAGUGAGCUCUCCCAUCGUUCUACGUUCUGGAAACCGCAUCAUCAUGGGAAAGAGCCACGUGUUUCGUUUCAACGACCCGGAGCAGGCGCGGAUGGAGCGAGAGAGGACGCCGUGCGCUGAAACGCCGGUGGAGCCCGUCGACUGGGCCUUCGCUCAGAGAGAGCUGCUGGAGAAACAGGGCAUCGACAUGAAGCAGGAGAUGGAGCAGAGGCUUCAGGAACUCGAAGAUCAGUACCGCAAAGAAAGAGAAGAAGCCAGUAACCUGCUGGAGCAGCAGAGGCUGGAUUAUGAGAGUAAACUGGAAGCUCUGCAGAAACAAGUCUCUAGGAACUCUCGGUAUCUGGAGUCUCCUGAGGAAGAAGAGGAGCCUGAGGAGGAAGUGCCGUGGACACCUCGUGAGACCGAGUUGGCUCUGUGGGGUUUUAGGAAGUGGCGUUUCUACCAGUUCACCUCUCUCAGGGAUCUGCUCUGGGGCAACGCCAUCUUCCUCAAAGAGGCCAACGCCAUCAGUGUGGAGCUGAAGAAAAAGGUGCAGUUCCAGUUCGUCCUGUUGACGGACACUCUCUACUCUCCGCUGCCUCCCGACCUGCUGCCCGCCAGUGUGGCCAAAGAGAGGGAGAGACGACCGUUCCCCCGAACAAUCGUCGCCGUUGAAGUACAAGAUCAGAAGAACGGAGCCACACAUUACUGGACUCUGGAGAAACUCAGGCAGAGGCUGGACCUGAUGAGGGAAAUGUAUGACCGUGCUGCAGAGCUCCCCAGCAGCGCCGUAGAGGACUGUGACCACGCUCUGACCGGAGGCGACCCCUUCUACGACCGAUUCCCCUGGUUCCGCCUGGUCGGCAGGGCUUUUGUGUACCUGAGUAACCUGCUGUACCCAGUGCCCCUGGUACAUCGUGUGGCCAUCGUCAGUGAGAAAGGAGAGGUGAAAGGCUUCCUCAGAGUGGCUGUGCAGGCAAUCUCAGCUGAUGAGGAGGCCCCUGAUUACGGCUCUGGUGUGAGGCAGUCAGGCACUGCCAAGAUCUCCUUUGAAGACAAACAGUUUGAGAAGUUCCAGACUGAGUCGUGUCCUGGCGGUAUGUCCCACUCCAACACCUCCCAAGAGGAGCUGCGGAUAGUGGAAGGAGAAGGACAGAACGCAGAGAUAGGAAUCUCUGCCGAUGAAGUCAACAACAACACCUGUCCAGCAGAUAUGGAGGCUCCUCGCAGCCCAGUGAAGAGUUCUGGUCUGGGUCUGGAUCUUCCUCUGGACCUCUCCCCGGAGACCGCUCUGUCUCACCUGAAGAUAGGAAGCACCUUCACCUUCAGAGUCACCGUCCUGCAGGCCUCCAGCAUCUCGGCAGAGUACGCCGACAUCUUCUGCCAGUUCAACUUCAUCCAUCGCCACGACGAAGCUUUCUCCACCGAGCCGCUGAAGAACACGGGCAGAGGGCCUCCGCUUGGCUUCUACCACGUUCAAAAUAUCACAGUGGAAGUGACAAAGUCCUUCGUCGAGUACAUCAAGACUCAGCCCAUCGUCUUCGAGGUGUUUGGUCACUAUCAGAAACAGCCUUUCCCUCCGCUCUGCAAAGACCUGAUCAGUCCUCUGAGACCUUCCAGGAGGCAGUUUCCCAGGGUGAUGCCCUUAUCCAAACCAGUGCCGGCCACAAAGCUCAGCACGCUGACCCGCUCCACCGCAGGGCCGUGUCACGCCAAAUACGACCUCAUGGUCUUCUUUGAGAUCUGUGAGCUGGAAGCUAACGGAGACUACAUCCCAGCUGUUGUUGACCACAGAGGUGGGAUGCCCUGCCACGGCACUUAUCUCCUACAUCAGGGCAUCCAGAGGAGGAUCACAGUCACCAUCGCUCAUGAAACAGGAAACGAUAUUGAGUGGAAAGAAGUGAAGGAGUUGGUUAUUGGUCGUAUUAGAAACACACCAGAGGCUGAUGAGACCAUCAUCGACCCCAACAUCCUCUCGCUCAACAUCCUGUCAUCUGGAUACUUCUGGCCCAAACACAAUGACAACGUCUCCUUGGGAGUUGAUCAUAGAACUUUCUACCGGUUUGAGGCAGCAUGGGACAGCUCCAUGCACAACUCUCUGCUUCUGAACAGAGUCACUCCCUAUGGGGAGAAGAUCUACAUCACCCUCUCUGCUUAUCUAGAGAUGGAGAAUUGCACUCAGCCAACUGUGAUCACCAAAGAUUUCUGCAUGGUGUUUUAUUCCCGUGACGCGAAGCUGCCGGCGUCUCGCUCCAUCAGAAACCUCUUCAGCACCGGCUGCCUCCGGCCCUCUGAGAGUAACCGUGUCACUGGAGUUUAUGAAGUCACCCUCUGCCAUGUGGCGGACAACGGAAGUCCAGGCAUGCAGCGACGUCGCAGGCGUGUGCUGGACACCUCGGUGGCGUAUGUCCGAGGAGAGGAGAACCUGGCUGGGUGGAGGCCUCGCAGCGACAGCCUCAUCCUGGACCACCAAUGGGAGCUGGAGAAACUCAGUUUACUGCAGGAGGUGGAGAAGACCAGGCACUACCUGCUGCUGAGGGAGAAGCUGGAGGCGACUCUGCAGGCGGGACAGGAUGCGCUCUACAAGAGCAGCGACAUCAGCGAUUUUGCAAAGAGUCCCGUCCUCAGCCACAGUCCCAGCGGCAGCCCUGCCCUUGACAGUCCCAACCAGAGGCAGAGGGAGCUGGCUGCCAAGUGUCUGCGUCUGCUGAUGCACACCUUCAACAGGGAGUACAGCCAGGUGAGCAGCAGUGCCAGUGAGAGCAAGCUUUCUGAGAUGUCUGCGUCGCUAAUGAGAGACUCCUCCUCGUCUGGACUGAGCACGCUCACUCCGUCAUCUACCUGCCCCUCAUUGGUCGAAGGGAACUAUGACAUCAGACACACUGAACCUGGUUCAGGAGCUUCCACACCGGAUCUGGACCCGUACAGUCCAGUGGACAGAAAGAAAGCUCUCAGAGGAUGCACCUUUGUUCCUGACAUACAGGAGAUCCGUGUCAGCCCCAUCGUGUCAAAGAAAGGUUACUUGCACUUCCUGGAGCCGCACACCAGCGGCUGGGUGAAGCGUUACGUGGUGGUGCGCAGGCCAUACGUCUACCUGUACCGCAGCGAGAGGGACAGCGUGGAGAGAGCCGUCAUCAACCUGUCGUCUGCCAAGGUGGAAUACAGUGAAGACAAACAGACCUUACUGCGGACCCCCAACACGUUUGCUGUCUGCACUGAGCAUCGUGGGAUUCUGCUGCAGGCCACCAACGACAAAGAGAUGCACGACUGGCUGUACGCUUUUAACCCUCUGUUAGCCGGCACCAUCAGGUCAAAGCUCUCCCGGAGAAAGUCGAUCCAGUCGGCCUCACCAGUCUCGUCUGCUCCGAGGAUGUGAGAGGUGAACCAACCUGGUGGAAAACAACAAACAAAUAAAACAAUACAAUCUAAAAGCUCCACUCACCAUCCUGCUCUAAUGAACAUAGACCAUAUAAACAAAGUUAUACAUAAAACCACUUAAAUAACCUUCUAUAUGACGACAGCUCCAGUCCCAAACAUCACUCGAUCGCUCAUCCUCAAACCCAACAAAACCGUCCUUUAUCUCUUUUUGCAGUCACCACCUCAAAAUCCUGCAUGGUGUGCUCCCUCCUGACCUUUAUAAGAAACAUAAGACAAACUAACCACCCAAACCCGUGAAUAAACUUACCUCUGCUGGGCAUUGGGACUGGUUUUGAUUAGCUUUCAUGUAGAAAUCUGUCAUCUGUGAAGCUACCUGUUACCUGUAGAGAGUUAGUAUGUGGUCAGUCCCUCCUUCAAUCAUUAUAACUGAAAAAAAGUCCCAGUUUUAAAUCAGCCAUUCAUGUAUUUACAAUAAACGCCACCAGGUGAGGGGGAAAUUGCAUACAUCAAUGUUUCUCUUUGUAGUGAGAGUGUGUUAAGUGCAGGGAUGAUCGCUCCACAUAAAUCCAUCAUAAACUGUACAUUACCUCAGUUUGGAUUGGCUUGGUGCUCUACAGCAUAGAGUAUUUGUUUCACUGCAGAGGUUUCAGUUAGCAAACAGAUUGGUCAUUUUAACACUGAAGUAGCAUGAGGGAUAUGCUAGGACAAAAGGGUACGUUGUUGUUCCUGUGUCUUUUUUUCUUUCUGAUUCCAUAAAAACUGAGCUUGUGGGCUAGAUUAAGGUGAAAUAAUCCUUUAUCAGGAGAGAUAACUCAUGUCCUUGCCUUGUUAUUGUUAUGUGCUUUUUUAAAAUUGUCAAUAACCCCAUGUGCGUAGAACCAUGAAGGAUCAUGUUGUUUAUUUAUUUAUUGUUGCUAUUCUUGGUAUUCUGCACUGUUAUUUAUUUGUGACAGGACCACUGACCAGUUUUGUUGCAUGGCACUUUAUUGUCUUUAUUGAGUUAAUGUAUCAUUUACUCACUUGUUUUAACCAAAGCGUUAUUUUCUUGUUUUAAUUGUUUAAAAUCAUUGUUCACUGUGCUGCUGUGUUAGCAGGCUUUUAAGAUGUUAAAGAAAUUGUUUCACAUUUUUGGGAUUACAUUUAUUUGCUUUCUUGCCAAAAGUAAGGUGAGAAGAUUGUUACCAAUCUGGCUUGUAGGUGAUGGCAUGAAGCUACAGCUAGCAGCCAGAUAGCUUAGCUUAGCUUAGUUUAGCUUGGCUUAGUUUGUUUUAGCUUAGUUUAGCUUAGCUUAGCUUGGCUUAGCUGAGCUUGGCUUAGCUUAACGUAAAGACUGGAAACAAGGGUAGACAGUUAGCAACAAAAUCCGACUACCAGCACCUCAUAACACACUACAUCUUGUUAGUUUAAUCUAUACAAACUGAAAUAUAAAAACUACAAAUUGUAUAAAAGAAAUGUGAUGUCAGUAAUUGGUUUGUGCACUACAGCAUUGUAGCCUCGAAUCUGGCAUUUUGGCUGUUGCAUUUCCUUAAAGUGUCUUUAAGUACAACCGAACGCAGAAGAAGAUAGUUUUAGGUGAUCAAAAGGUUACACAUAACUUUAAUGAGCUGAUAACACACUGUGAAAGGGUCAAAGUCUGUACACUGAAAACACCCAAAAAGGAAUUGUAUGGCCAUUUAAAUGUACACAGUGCCAUCGACCGAUGAAACUAAUUAGCCUCUUUUUUUAUUUUUUUUUACAGCCAGUGGAGUCGCCCCCUGCUGGCCUUUUGAAAGAAUGCAGGUUUAAGAGCGCUUCGUAACAAUGAUAAGUUGAGGUUUUUUUCAGGGGAGUCAUGUGCCCGGCUACUUCUUGGUGUCUUCCAGGACAAACAAAGAUACAAUUUAGAUAUAUUGUAUGAAUAAGUGAGCUUUAAGUGUGCUGGUACCCAGAUUAUUUACUUUCAAAUUGAGCUGGGUCAACGAUUUCUCCUGUUUCCAGUUUCUAUGCUAUGCUAAGCUUCUAACAUCUUCUCACUACAAACCCAAGUGUACCAUCCAGUCUGUAUGUCAUAUGGAGUUUCCCUCCCUCAUGGCAAUAUGCAUAACCUCACAGUGUAACUUUAGGAAAGAAAGCAAAUAAGCCAAUUUUUUUAAGUGUUGAUCUAUUCUACCUAAAUUAACCUAAGAUGUUUUACAUGGUAAAUACACCAGGAGGACAACUGUUGAUCAAAUAAGCACUUAUUCUGUCUGUUAUGGGCCAGCAGAGUUGCUACAGUAAAUAUGUUUACUACUUAGAGUCCUCCAGUAGCUAAAAGGAAAGUUGUGAUCGAACAUGGACCUGUAAUCUGUUGAAGGCCGUUGCUUUGAGUGGGCAAGAGCGUUGUCCAUGCACCAGAUAGUGCCUCCCUUUCUUCACCUCUUUUUCUUCUCUCCCUCUUUCAUCGUUGUAAUUGACAUUAAAGUGAGUCACAUGUGUCCAAGAUUAAGCUUUUAUGUAGAGUAAAAGUAGAUGCUGUGAAUUUUUUUUUUUUAAAUACUGAUGAUCUAUGUCAAUGUUUUGGAGAGUGAAUAUUAUCAAUGAUGCUAUAUAGUAUGUUGGUAUAGCCUGUAACGGUACAGCGUAUAUCUCAUUAUCACUGACUAUAAAUGUUGCAUUUAAAAGCAAUCCCCCUCUUAGCUUUUGUACUGUAGCUGCUAGAUAUUUGACAGCUUGAAGCUUGUGUCAGAAACCAGUACAGUAUGAUUAGCUCGGUGUUGUUAUGACUUUUUAUGUCCAGGGAUGGUUUCUAGUUGCUUUUACUUGCUGUCUGUUAUUUUGUAUUAUAUCAAGAUGACCCAAAAUGUUGGUUUGAGAUCAAUAUUAUUAAUGUAAGGAAAAAGAGUACUAAGAAAAUUACUUGCCUUUGUUAGAAAAUGUUUAAGGCGGGCAUUAUUAUGAUUUUUAUUGUUUUAUUUGCAUUGAAAGGGAUAUUAUCCUCUAUCAUAGACAUGGCCAGCCAACCAUUUUGUCUUUUUCCACUUGUUUAUUGACUGGUUACGAUCAGAUUUUUGUUAAGUAAUCAGGACUCUGUACGCCACAGGCCAUCCAACCUGCUGAGCAGUGCAGCCUAAUACGUAACAAAACUGUUCAUAAUCUGACAAAGUAGAGUUAUAUUUCACAUUGAGAUUCCUUGAUACUUGUUGCGUCCUGUAUUUUUUCUGUUAACAAAGAAUUACAUGGGAUUAGAUCUUUUAUUUAUGGGUCAUUUUGUUAUAAUCAAAUUGUUUUGUGAAAUGCAUAUAGAUAUAUAUAUAUACUGUAUGUUGUCUGCUAGAACAGAAGACAAAUGGAAAGUUUAUUAUUUAUAAAGUUUAGAAGGAUGGAUUAUGUUUCUAAAGUAUAUUGCACUCAUGCACAUGGCAUCUUUAUUUAAUAUGAUUUUGUAUGAUAAUGUGUUUAAGAAUGUAUGGGAAAUACUGGUUUGUGUUUAAAAAGAUAUUAUGGCCCGGUCCUGAAGGGAGAAGAUUAGAUUCUGACACUGUGCCAUUUUUGCUUCAGCAAUCAAACCACCAACAACACUGCAUCAAAUUAUAUCGAUUUUUCUUUUAUUAGUGUACAACUAGCAGAUGGCUUGCAAUGCUUCCAGCCCUAAUAGUUUAAGGGGUACAAUGUUAAAAAACACUUUGUGAGACAGUUUUAGUGCACUGGCCAAUAAUUGUUGAAAGGUAAACGAGUUGAUUCAUUUCUAUUUGGCUGCUUUUUAACUGUCAUAGCUCUGGAUCAAAGCAUGCAGGUCCACUUAUCUUCUGCUGUACUCUGUCCCUCUCUCCUGCCUUACCGCUUGCUAAUGACAACAGCUUUCCCCCCCUGAAGUGCUGCUUGUAAAGUAUUGUCAUUCAUGAUCCUUGUAAUGACUAACUGGAAACCUUCCUCUUGGCUCUGUCUUGUAUAUAAAUGAAGAUUUUCUGUGUUGGGUCUCAUCACACAGAUGAUAUUAACUCUCUCUUCCUCUGUAUACCAUGAUGAAUAAGAAUAAAUGGCCUGCUGCUUCGUCAAUGUCACCCUCAGAGUAACGAGUGCUGAUCAGGGAUCAGUUUUUGCACAUUUGUGAGUGAGGUGACCAUCGUGGACCAGGGGUAGGUGAUCGCAGGUCUGCCACUCUUGCUCUGAGCUGCUUGACCGAAGCAGAAACGGGUCUCUCAGCCUGUAAUGAAGUCUUAAUCUCAGUGCUCACGUUUAUCUUUUGAGUGUUCUGGAGUUCUUUCUCAUGUCUGUGGACACGUAACAAAAGUUGUCAAGAAAAAAACAAGGCGAAUAAAUAAAUGAGUGUUGAAACUUA
Molecule: messenger RNA, 9838 nt
Organism: Centropristis striata (black sea bass)
Lineage: Eukaryota; Metazoa; Chordata; Actinopteri; Perciformes; Serranidae
Gene: kif1ab
Product: kinesin family member 1Ab
Exons: 49
Coding region: 362-5539 (1725 amino acids)
Biological process (GO): vesicle-mediated transport; microtubule-based movement; cytoskeleton-dependent intracellular transport
Cellular component (GO): kinesin complex; axon; dendrite
Molecular function (GO): plus-end-directed microtubule motor activity; ATP hydrolysis activity; microtubule binding
Source: RefSeq, a predicted model, not a curated record